Micromonas commoda is the source of this 627-nucleotide messenger RNA. RefSeq lists its product with no specific name. The transcript has a single exon. Lineage: Eukaryota; Viridiplantae; Chlorophyta; Mamiellophyceae; Mamiellales; Mamiellaceae. The coding region runs from base 110 to 403 and encodes 97 amino acids. The record is from RefSeq and is a predicted model, not a curated record.
UGAACGGAGACAACGUCUAUUACAUGAACGGAGACGACGUCUACAACACUCGCUCGUGCACCCCAGACGGCACCCCAGACGGCACCCCAGACGACGCGUCCAUCACCCGAUGCCGCCCGACCUCGCCCCGGAGGACACAGCCCGCGCGAGCCUGCACUCCAAAUCGCCCUCCGCCUCGGGCGGCACCGACAGAUCGCACGAGUCGUACCUCUUCCUCCCAGCCUCCACCACGUCCGGGGACAGAUCGUCCAGCAGGUUGUUGAUGGACGUGUCGACGAGCGCGAGGUACUCCGCGGGUCCGUCGAAGUCAACCUUGACGCGAGCGUUGUUGGCUUUGAGCAUAGCCUCCGUCGUCGAGACGGACUGGAUGAUGUCCUGGACGGCGUACGGAUCCGCGCCGUAGGCGUCGGAGAGGGUGGGCAGGGACCUGGCCAGCGGGCCGCUGACCCUGGUGCUGGUCUUGUUGAGCGCCUGGGACAGGUCGCACGGGAACGUCGGCGCCGGGCACGUGUCCUUCCAGUCGACGAGCUGAUCCUGGACGUUCUUGAUGGAGUCCUUCACCCCGAAGACGACGGCGAGCGCCUGCGCGGGAUCGUUGAUGGGCACGUCGAGGUCCUUGUUGUAGAU